This is a messenger RNA of Pleuronectes platessa (European plaice), 1638 nucleotides long. It is a transcript of the gene arfrp1, whose product is annotated as ADP-ribosylation factor related protein 1. Gene Ontology annotation, biological process: protein localization to organelle; Golgi to plasma membrane protein transport; intracellular protein transport. Bases 226 to 831 code for a protein of 201 amino acids. Gene Ontology annotation, cellular component: Golgi apparatus. The transcript is spliced from 7 exons. Lineage: Eukaryota; Metazoa; Chordata; Actinopteri; Pleuronectiformes; Pleuronectidae. Gene Ontology annotation, molecular function: GTPase activity; GTP binding. The record is from RefSeq and is a predicted model, not a curated record.
UAGUAGAAGAAGACGUUUUGCAGAGUCUACUUCCGGGAUUUGUUACGCACAAACAGCGCAGCCCUGUUUGUGCGUCUCUCUCGGUUUUAUCAUGUCUGUUUAGCUGCAUCGUAAUGACGCCACAGAGGGCGCACUCGCUGUGCUGGCUCUGAUAUCCAAGUUAGGCUAAGAUAACAAGCUAACAUUGGCAGGACUUAGUACUUGUUUGUUUACAUUUUUUCCAAGAUGUAUACUUUAUUAUCUGGUUUGUAUAAAUACAUGUUCCAAAAGGACGAAUACUGCGUUUUGAUUCUUGGACUGGACAACGCCGGAAAAACUACCUUUCUGGAACAAACCAAAACAAAGUUCAGUAAGAACUACAAAGGAAUGAAUUUAUCAAAGAUCACAACCACAGUUGGUCUUAAUAUUGGUACAAUUGACAUGGGCAAGGCUCGUCUCAUGUUCUGGGAUCUGGGAGGUCAGGAUGAGCUUCAGUCUCUGUGGGACAAGUACUAUGCUGAGUCACAUGGAAUCAUCUAUGUGAUAGACUCAACUGAUGAAGAGCGCCUGACCGAAUCAAAGGAGGCCUUUGAGAAAAUGAUCAACAGUGAGGUAUUAGAGGGUGUUCCUCUCCUUGUGCUGGCUAACAAGCAGGAUGUUCCGAACUGUUUGUCUGUACCGGACAUUAAAACAGCCUUCAGUGACUGUGCCCCAAAAAUUGGAAAGAGAGACUGUUUAGUCCAGCCUUGUACUGCCCUCACAGGGGACGGAGUAAACGAAGGCAUAGAAUGGAUGGUGAAAUGUGUGGUCAGGAACAUUCACAAACCUCCAAGACAGAAGGACAUAACAUAAGAAGUCAUCAGAACUCUCUACCCUCAUUUGGAAGUGAGGGUUUCUCCUUGAGGACAUUCCAUUAAAACCCUUGAGCUGAUGAAAACUCCACUCUUCUUUAGUCGGCUGUGACUUUUUGAUGUCCUUAGGAGUUCAUUAAAAACUUGUGGCAGUAUUUUUAUCGUGAAAAAUAAUUGAAGACAUGCUUUGGAAAGCUGUCUCUUUUCAACUUGUUCUCCUUAUUGAUAAUGUGGUUCACUGUUCUCCCUUUAUCAAAUUAACUUAGCCUAUUUGUAAAAAAAAAUGGUAAGUUGAUUAAAGUAAAAUAUUACAGCUAUCGUGCCUGUUUUAGACAUUUUUGUUUACAUACUUAUGGGAACAGCAAUUUACACUUAAAGGCUCUAGUUGUGUGGUGUUCUUAAACGUUGAAGUUGACAGAGCCAGGAUUGCAACAUCUUCAAGCGUGCUUUUCAGUCAUCAUUCAUACUAAAGCCGUUUUCAGAAAUGGCCUUGAGUGUUAUGUUCUGGCAGUCUUGAAAGUUGUGUAUUCAAUCCGCUGCAGAUAUGAGUCGGUGUUCGAACCUGACCUCUGUAUCACUUAUUGAUCUACACUUUUUAAAAUUAACUUUUGUUAAUCUGAUAUUUUGCCAAGACUCUACAGAUGGUUUGGUAAAUGGCCAUGAUAUUCGUAACAACUACACCCAAAAAGAGUACUGAACACACAGGAAGCUGUUGACCUCUGUAUACCAGCAUGUGUUCUGUGGUUAAAAGGUGAUCACACAUGACUAUAGUAAAUGUAUUAUUUCAAAUAAACCAAAUAAACCAAAA